AUGGGUUUGAGUUCGAGGCCGAUCGUCGUCGACGGCAAGGAUCACCUACUCGGCAGGCUGGCCUCCAUCGUCGCCAAGCAACUCCUUCUCGGCCAGAAGGUAGUUAUCGUCAGAUCUGAGGAGAUCGCCAUUUCUGGGAACUUCCACCGAUCAAAGCUGAAGUACCUCUCCUUCCUCCGCAAGCGGCUCAACGUCAACCCGAAGCGCGGCCCUUACCAUUACAGGGCCCCAUCGAAGAUCUUCUGGCGCACAGUGCGCGGUAUGCUGCCCCACAAGACGAUUCGCGGAAAGCUCGCCCUGCUUCGCCUGAAAUCUUUUGAAGGAUGCCCUGGCGUCUACGAUAAGACGAAGAAGCUCGUCGUCCCCUCCGCGAUGCGACAUAUUGCGCUGAAGCCGCGCCGCAAGUUCUGCACAGUUGGCCGUCUCGCGCACGAGGUCGGAUGGCAAUACCAGGAUGUUGUUGCAAAGCUCGAGGCAAAAAGGAAGGUUAAAGGCGCUGCCUAUCACGUUGAGAAGCAGAAGCUCAAAAAAUUGCAAGAACAGGCUCGUAAAAAUGCCGAGAAGAAGAUCACUCAGUACCAGAAGAUCAUCGAGGCUUACGGAGGACGC
Molecule: messenger RNA, 609 nt
Organism: Mesorhabditis spiculigera
Lineage: Eukaryota; Metazoa; Nematoda; Chromadorea; Rhabditida; Rhabditidae
Source: the annotation of a GenBank genome assembly